Carcharodon carcharias (great white shark) is the source of this 846-nucleotide messenger RNA. Its product is annotated as proteasome subunit beta type-9-like. The coding region runs from base 150 to 803 and encodes 217 amino acids. NCBI's taxonomy places the organism in Eukaryota, Metazoa, Chordata, Chondrichthyes, Lamniformes, Lamnidae. Gene Ontology annotation, molecular function: threonine-type endopeptidase activity. Gene Ontology annotation, cellular component: proteasome core complex. The record is from RefSeq and is a predicted model, not a curated record. The transcript is spliced from 6 exons.
CUUCAGUUUCUCUUUCACUCUCACCAGGAAGUAGCCUCUGAGUAGCUUGGAGACAGCAGCUUUCUAUUCACACUCGGAGGACAGGCUUACCUUACCUUCAAGGACACGGGCCCCAGAUUUCAGUGUGAGCAGUGGAAAGGACCUAGAGGAUGCCCCUUUAUCCUGAGAAUCUGGGCUGCAGCUCACCCAAAGUCAGCACAGGGACCACCAUAAUUGCAGUCGAGUUUGAUGAUGGAGUGGUGAUCGGCUCUGAUUCCCGUGUCUCUGCCGGGGAAGCCAUAUGUAACCGAGUGAUGAACAAGUUGUCCCCGCUCCAUGAACGAAUUUAUUGUGCACUGUCUGGUUCAGCAGCUGACGCUCAGGCUAUUGCCGACUCCGUCAAUUACCAGAUGGAGUUACACAGCAUUGAAACUGAAGAUGCUCCAUUAGUUCAAGCUGCUGCUACCCUGGUCAAAAACAUCAGCUACAAGUAUAAGGAAGAGUUGUUGGCCCACCUAAUAGUGGCUGGAUGGGACAGGAAGCUGAAAGGCCAGGUCUACGCCACUCUGGGAGGAAUGCUGAUCAGACAGCCCUUCUCUGUUGGUGGCUCGGGGAGUGUCUACAUUUAUGGAUAUGUCGACGCCACUUAUAAAGCUGGAAUGAGCAAAGACAAGUGCCAGCAGUUUGUGACCAAUGCGAUCACAUUGGCCAUUGGGAGAGAUGGCUCGAGUGGAGGAGUGGUGUACCUCACAACCAUUGCAGAGAAAGGCACUGAACACAAAGUCAUUCUGGGCAAUGAGUUGCCUCAGUUCCAUGAUGAAUGAAAAUCUGUGUUUCACUUCUCAAUAAAUCAUUUCCACACUUAAA